AAGGUCCAGCUCUGCAGCUCUGCGGGCCCUCGCGCGGGGCCUGCCGGAAGUUGUAGUCCCGCGCCCCGGCAGCCCAGGGCACCGAACUACAAUGACCAGCGUGCCUCGCGCUCAGCGCCCCCUUCUCUUGCAGCCUUGGGCGCAGGGAGGCUCAGUGGACCCGCUGUCUGAAAACCGAUAUGUCGGCCCCACUGGGCAGCGGGGAGCGCUGGACUGAAGCUUACAUUGAUGCAGUCAGAAGAAACAAAUACCCGGAGGACAGACCCCCCGAGAGCCACGACCCCUGCGGUUGCUGUGACUGUAUGAAGGCAGCAAAGGGAAAGAAGCCUGAAAAUGAGCAGAACCAGACCCGGCAGGGGGAGGGCAGCUCCACUUAUACUGAGGAACAGCUGGUUGGGGUACAAAGGAUCAAGAAGUGCAGAAAUUACUAUGAAAUUCUAGGAGUUGCCCGAAAUGCCAGUGAUGAAGAACUUAAGAAAGCUUAUAGAAAACUGGCCCUGAAAUUUCACCCUGACAAGAACUGUGCUCCUGGAGCAACAGAUGCUUUCAAAGCGAUAGGAAAUGCCUUUGCAGUCCUGAGCAAUCCUGACAAGAGACUCCGCUAUGACGAAUAUGGAGAUGAGCAGGUGACUGUCACUGCGCCUCGAGCCAGACCUUAUAAUUAUUACAGAGAUUUUGAAGCCGACAUCACACCAGAAGAGCUAUUUAAUGUCUUCUUUGGAGGACAUUUUCCUACAGGAAAUAUUCACAUGUUCUCAAACGUGCCUGAUGACAUUCAGUAUUACCGCCGGCGGCACCGACACGAGAGGACACAGACUCGGAAGGAGGAGGAGGAAGAUAAAGCUCAGACUACAUAUUCUGCAUUUAUUCAGUUACUUCCGGUUCUUGUGAUCGUCAUCAUAUCUGUUGUUACUCAACUGCUGGCUGCUAAUCCUCCAUAUAGCCUGUUCUAUAAAUCGACGUUGGGCUACACCAUUUCUAGAGAGACCCAGAACCUGCAGGUGCCUUACUUUGUGGAUAAAAACUUCGACAAGGCCUACAGAGGAGCUUCUCUGCGUGACCUAGAAAAGAUAAUAGAGAAGGAUUACAUCGAUUACAUCCAGACGAGUUGUUGGAAGGAGAAACAGCAGAAGUCAGAGCUGACAAACCUAGCAGGAUUGUACCGAGAUGAACGAUUGAAACAGAAAGCAGAAUCGCUGAAACUGGAAAACUGUGAAAAACUUUCCAAACUAAUUGGGCUGCGCAGAAGUGGCUGAGAUGGUGACGUGUACACUCAGGGUUGGGGUUUUGUUACUUAUUAUUAUUUAUGUUCCUAAUUCCAUUUUAUAAUACAAAAUUAGGACCUGAUGAACAUUUCCCUGUUUGCUAAUGUUUGUUGGGCGGUGUUGCAGGAAAUUGAGCCCGGAGCCACACAGUCACCAGAGCCAGCUUUCUGAGUCAGGGGGCCCUCCGAGUUACACAAAUGGCAGAGUGUUUCUCCCCGCCCCUGCUCUGUGCUUGCCUGGCCUGUGUGAGUGCAGUUUAGGGCAGCAGCGCCAUCCGAAUCUGCUUUUUUCCUGUGACUUGUCUGGUUACAGAGAAGCUGUCCGUUUUCAGCCAAGUAUAAGCCCAGCAGGUGUAAGCCCACAGAGUAAGCCCACAAGUAUAAGCCCAGCACUCAGGAGGCUGAGGCAGGAAGAAUUUGAGGCCAGCCUGGGAUGCUACAUAGAAAAUUUUAGGCCAGCCCAGACUAUAUAUCGAGACUCUGUCCCCUGCCAAAAAAAAUCUGUUUUGGAUUUAGAAAGGAUGGAUUUUCUUCCUUCUUCCCUUCUUCAGUGAAGCCUCAAUGUCCAGGCAUUCCUGGGCUUGUCCAAAGCAGCUUCCUGUUAUUUCCGACAUCUGCCAGGAACUAGACUGCUCUCUCUUUGGGACUGUCAGCACCCCAGGACUCCGCCUUUGGGUCUUGCUCCUGCUCAGCUUUGAUUUCCUAAGGGGAAGGUGGAGAAACUAAAGCUGUUCAGCCCGCAGUUUUCUCCCCUCCCAGUCUCUGUUCAGUCAGGGAACAUUAGCAAACUGCCUGAGUUGAGGGUCUUUUAUUUUCUUAAUCCUCUGGCAAAGGGUCCAGAAAAAAAUUGAAGAUUGAAACAGUUCAGCAGACAGCUCAGCAGCAGAUGGGGGGCCGGGGGAGAAGCUAAGCUGUAAGCCGCUAUUCCCACUCCUCCGUGCAGACCCCCGUCCACCAUAGGUGGCAGAGCAUGUCCUUUGUGUGACUUCGUCUUGCUGUCGUCCCUUGGAAUCAUCACACUCAAGCUGAGACCCCACAGCCCACAGAGGGACCGCGGCCAGAACUGAGACGCAGCCUCGUCAGCAGCCAGGCUGGGGCUCAAGCCUGGGGGUGGAGGGGGCUGUCCUGUCUAGUGACGCUCCCUGCCAUCAUUUUGUGUAACCUGGGGCCCUAGAGCCUGUGGUAUGAGACUUCUUGUCAUUCGCCGCUCACGGAGAGCCUACCAUAAAGCGUGCGUCUUGUUACUUCAGCCUCCUCACAGCCCUGUGGAGGAGGUGCUUUGUUUUUAUGAAUGAGAAUAUUGGCCUAGAGAGGGCUGCUGCUCUGGGUCAUACAGGAGCCAGAUGGUGGGCAGUUGUCAGGUAGAAGGUGUGAGAGGUCACCUUUAAUUUUCAAGGGAUCCUAGUCAGAUGGCAAAGAAGAAUCCCCCAGACGCCUCUGUGCCCACCACCCCAGAGCAGCCCUGCAUCUUUCUACAAAUGCCCUGCAGCCAUUUGGGACAGUCUUCCCGCUGGCCUUUAGGAAGCAGAACCCUCCCAGUGCAAGUCCUGUACACAAAAUAGGAAGUCCUCAGGCAGGCAUGCCUUCCUGCUGUGACAGGAACUGUGGUGUCACAUAGGCUACGUGGUACUGGGCCUUCCUGUGGAGGUGAGCAACCCGGACUGGGCUGCCAGAUUACCCCAGAAAUGUCCAGUGUGGUUCAACGUAUGUGUGUGCUAGAGGCGGGAAAUGGGUUAUAGGUAAAGAAUGGGACUUUUAGUGGCUGGGAGGGCACAAGUGCUCAGCUACAGAGAGCCAGAGCAGUUCUAGAAACAGCCAAUUUUGCUGCCCAGUUGCCCAGGCUGGCCUCAGACUCAUGAUCCUCCUGCCUCAGCCUCCACACGAGCUGGGAUUAUAGGUGUGUGCUACCACUCCCAAUUUUCCUGGUUUUUUGACCUCCUUGACCUCUCAGUGAUAGAGAAUUUACACUAUAAAAUGUGCUUAUGGAAAGUUCCUAUACACACAAAAAUCAAAGCUCUCCUCACCCUCAGCCCCUGCUAGCAAAUGGGCCAUAAUGAAACCAGCCUGACAGGUUAAAGGACCUGCUCUAGAUGCCCACAAAUAGCAUAGGCAUAUUUUAUGGACUUCAUAGUGGUGAUGAGUUACCUGUGAUGACGCUAACUAGAGGUGGUACUAACUUCAUUAAAUGUCAUGCUGAUGGCUGUUUUUAUAGCAUUGACAGUAUGUUUUGUUUAUUACUAAUAGGCCACACAUUUAUGUCUGGUUUUUCUCAAACUGUCGUUUGGCUGAAGGAUAGUUUAAGCUACUGUGUUUGGUACUCUGCAGAAACUUGUAAUCUUUGAUUUCCUUGGUCAUGUUUUCAAUGGGUUGUCUGUACAGUGGUAAAAUAGGCUGCUUCCCUCUUGCCUGCGUCCCUCGUCCCUCGGAAGACUCCCUGAUAGCACAGACACUCCUGAGCUGUCAGAACCGGUGCAGCUGCUCUGUUUCCCUCAUGUCCCUGCAGACCCCAGCUGUGUGCUGCAAGAGGGCUGGGGCACGGGGCGUGGGGCCCGUGUGGAACCCCGAGCUCUGGCUCCAGGGAUCAGCAGCGAGGAGGGACGGGGCCCUUCUCACCGUAACAGUGCCUCUCACUGGAAGGAACCCAUGUCCCUGGGGUCAUCUGCUCACAACAGAAAAUGAACUUCCUUGAUCAGCCCCAGGCCUCAAAGCUUGGCAGCAGCGGCCAGUAAGCGAAGGACAUUGCUGUGCUUACUGGUGGAAACGACUAGAAAUUACAGCGAUGCCAAGCCCCACCAGAACGUGAGCACAGCAGCCUGGCCAAGUGGCACGCUCUUACUUCCCUCCUGGCACCGUGAGGGGCGCUGUCACAGCCGGCCACGCAUCCCGUCCAUCGUCUGUGCAUGCAGCUCCUCCAGGAGCUGGCUUCACCUGUGUUUACUUUAGACUCACUGAAGGUGUUGCCUUAGUGUCCUAAUGCAUUUAUUUUUGGAAAGGGUAAGUUACUACACAUCUUAUUAUUUGAACCUGCAUCGCUGACACCUCAUGCAGUGGCCACCAACUACCUACCCGUGUGUUAGCUAUGGAUGGUGUCAUUUGCACCCCUCUCAGUAUUCUCAAUUAAAGGUGUGACUGUCCUGUGACCAGAGUCAGGGAUGACACAGAUGAAAUCAGCUCCUGGUGGAGUAAAAAUCCCAAAAACCCUGGUCACCUGAUCCAUUGCAUCUAGAUUGAGUGUAUUUUAACAAAGAAAAACAUUAAAUGAUUUUCUAUAAGGAGA
Chinchilla lanigera (long-tailed chinchilla) is the source of this 4541-nucleotide messenger RNA. RefSeq names its product DnaJ (Hsp40) homolog, subfamily C, member 18 (gene Dnajc18). The transcript has 8 exons. Lineage: Eukaryota; Metazoa; Chordata; Mammalia; Rodentia; Chinchillidae. Gene Ontology annotation, biological process: cellular response to misfolded protein. Gene Ontology annotation, cellular component: endoplasmic reticulum membrane. Bases 180 to 1256 code for a protein of 358 amino acids. Gene Ontology annotation, molecular function: Hsp70 protein binding. The record is from RefSeq and is a predicted model, not a curated record.